Pogonomyrmex barbatus (red harvester ant) is the source of this 4107-nucleotide messenger RNA. RefSeq names its product Structural maintenance of chromosomes 6 (gene SMC6). Gene Ontology annotation, molecular function: single-stranded DNA binding; damaged DNA binding. The record is from RefSeq and is a predicted model, not a curated record. NCBI's taxonomy places the organism in Eukaryota, Metazoa, Arthropoda, Insecta, Hymenoptera, Formicidae. Gene Ontology annotation, cellular component: nucleus; Smc5-Smc6 complex; site of double-strand break. Gene Ontology annotation, biological process: double-strand break repair via homologous recombination.
CAAUUGAGACGUGGAUAAACGGAAGGCUCAUUGCAACGUCAACCAAGCAACAUUUAGACUGUCGUGAGAUGCGUUUAGGAUCACCGAACGCAACAUGUUCAAGGAUGUUUGAAAAGGUAGUUAAGAUCGCCAAUGGUCUGGCGGGAAUAAACAGGAAACGGACAGGAGCUUGGUGAAUCGUAUAGAGAUGAUUUUCGCAUCGGUUUCACUCGUGUCGAUGUCCAGCGCGAGAGAUUGCUGACAAUAGGGAAUGGAUCAAUCAGUCGUUUAACGAGAGCUUCUUUUGAUAGUAGUUUCACGAGAAGAUCAACAGCGAAAUCUCGAGUAUCUCGACGACGGUGAGAUUUGAACGACGAUCAAGUGUAUCGUCCAUUGUUUAAAUGCACCGUCGAUUAACGCCGCGGGAAACAUGGAAAAUGGUACAAAGACUCAACGGAGAAGAGCGGUGGAGAAUCCAGACGAACACCAGGCCAAACGAUCCAGAUGCAUUGAGGAUAAUAAUGAAGUGCAGAGCAAAGAGUAUACAGCUGGGAAGGUGAAAAAGAUUCGCCUUCAUAACUUUAUGUGUCAUGAUGCAUUGGAAAUAACAUUAAAUGAAAAUGUUAACUUUAUCGUGGGACGUAAUGGCAGUGGCAAGAGUGCUAUAUUGACAGCAUUGACUGUAGGUCUUGGUGCAAGAGCAAAUGUAACCAGCAGGGGAACUUCUGUUAAAGAAUUUAUAAAAAAAGGUAGAAGCUCAACUACCAUAGAAAUAAUUUUAAUUAAUAAAGGAGACACUGCGUACAAGCCUGAAAUUUAUGGUGACAUGAUUACGGUUGUACGUACCAUUGGAGCUACCUCAUCGUAUAAGAUUAAAAAUUGGAGAGGAGAAAUUCUGUCUACAAAACGAGAUGAAUUGGAUAAUAUUAUAACAAUGAUGAACAUACAAGUUGAUAACCCAAUAUCCGUUUUGAAUCAGGAUGUUUCAAGAACAUUUCUAAUUACCUCUAGGCCAGAUGAAAAAUAUAAUUUAUUCAUGAAGGCUACUCUCUUAGACGCCAUUGAGAAUAAUUAUAAGGAAGCUCUACAGAUAUGUGAACAAGAGUACGACAAAUUAAAGCAAUAUUCUGCGGCCUUGUCACAAGUAAAAGGAGAAAUAUAUAGAUUGAAGGAAAACAUACAUAGAUUAAAGGAGAUGGAUGCAUCACGAGAAGAAUUAAAUAAUCUUGAAAUGGAACUUUACUGGUCUUUAGCGAUUACAGAGGAAAGCAAGUUUCAUAAGUUACAGGAAAACUUGAAGAUGUAUGAAAAUAAUUUGAAGGAGCUUCAGAAUGUAGAAUUAUCUAUAGGAACAAAGAAUGAAGAAAUUGAUAUAAAAAUCCAAGAAAUAGAGCAAAAAAUUCAGCAAGCAGAAGAGGAAAUAAUAGAUAGCAACGAAGCUUAUAACAGUGCAAAGCAAAAUUAUUCAAUUGCGAAUGAGGCAUACCUUAAUAAACAACGUGAAUGGCGUUCUGCAACAAACAAAAUAAAACGAUUAGAAGAUGAUAUUAAUUUACUGAAAAAGGAAAUUCAAAAGUUAGAAAACUGUAAUGAUGAAGAACACAACAAAAGAAAAGAGAUGAAAGAACGUCUAUCAAAAUUAGAGGAAAAAUUGGAUGAAAUUGAAGCCUCGUUGCGGACUAAGCAAACUGGAUUAAUGCAUUUGGAGAGUGAUAAGAUGCGACUUAUGCAAGAGGUACAGUCUACUAAAAAUGAAUUAGAAAAUUUUAACAGACGUAUAGAUAAGAUCAAAAGAGAUUUAAACGCAGUCGAGCAACAAAAAGAUAAUGCACUUAGUGUAUUUGGGCCAAAUAUUCCGCGUUUGUUGAAGAGAAUUGAAGAGGAGUAUAGAAAAAAUCGAUUCAAGGAAAAACCACGGGGUCCUAUCGGUGCUUUUAUAAAAAUGAAGGAUGCAGCUUGGGCUCCAGCAGUAGAGAAUUUUCUAGGUGCUCGCACUCUUAGCUCGUUCUGCGUCGAUAACCACCAAGAUGCCAAAUUAUUGAACAGUAUUAUGAAGGAAAUCUAUAAUGAUAACAUUCUUCAAGUAAUAUGCAGCAAAUUUUUUAACCAAGUACACGAUGUUAGGCAUUAUUGUACACAAUCCCCACAGUAUUCUAAUCUCUUAGAAGCAAUGGUUAUAGAAGAUUCUGUUGUAGCCAAUUGUUUAAUCGAUCAACGUGAAAUUGAAUGUAUACUUCUUAUACCAACAAAUGACGAGGCUUGCAUAAUAAUGUCAGAUGUGACAAAAGUGCCAAAAAAUUGCAAACAAGCGUUUACACUACGUGGCGACAUAUUCUAUCCCGAUCCAAAUUAUAGGACUUAUGCUGGAAAGUGUGGUAUUCGCGCUAAAUACCUUCAAGUUUCUACUAUGGAAGCGAUGCAAACAUUAAAGGAAGAACUUCAGGUAGCGGAAAACAAAAAACAAGAAGCCAUCGCAGCAUAUAACACUAUAUAUGAAAAAGUAAAUCGUACUAAUUCCGAAUUAGAUAAUAUAACUGCAAUGGCCCGCAAGCUUAGAGCUACACAAAGCGAAUAUACGCAUAUGAUUAAUGAACUGAAGGACAAAAUUGAAUCGAAUGAGGGCACUUCUGCUGAUCUUUUCCGAAACGAAGCCGUAGAAUUGGAAAAGAAGUUAGCGCAGGAAAAUACUGCAGAGAAGUUGUUAGCUCAGAACAUGCGGGAACUUCAGAAGAAUGUUGAAUCUCUUGAUACCAAAAUUAAACGUUACAGAGAUUUGAGGCACAAUAUGCACACAGUGAUCGAUCCUCUUAAGGAUCAAAUAAAAGAAUUAACACAGGAGAAGGAAAGACAUCGACAGGAAUGUUUGCGUGCUACUAGAAAAUUAAAGGAAAUUCGCCAAACUAUACAAUGUACAACAGGUGAAUUGGAAAUACAAGAGAGAGCUACAAAGAAAAUGGUUUCCGAUGCCACUAAAAAAUGCCCUAGGAUAAACACCACUAGAUCAGUAAACGAAAUCAAAACUCAAUUAAAUGAUUUGAGAGAUAAGAUUCGUGAGAUAGAGAACAAACUAGGUUGUCUAGAUGAAUUACAACAACAAUUGAAAGAGAAAGAGCAAAAGUAUGGAGUAAAUAUUGAGUUUAUGUCUCAGUUGAAACAAAGUUUUGAGAAACAUAUUCAACGAGUAAAGCAUCGACAGAAUAUGUUUAUCCAAUUGAGAGACUUGUACAGUGUUCGCGUGCAAAAAUCAUUUACCGAUGUGCUUUCUUUAAGACGAUAUAAAGGAAAUAUAAUGAUUAAUCACGCGAACAAAGUGCUGGAUUUGCACGUAAGUGCGCAGAACGAUAAAAAGAUGAGCAACGAUACCAGAUCGCUUUCAGGAGGCGAACGAUCGUACUCGACCGUCGCGUUUAUCUUAGCUCUUUGGGAUUGCAUUCAGCUACCCUUUUACUUUCUCGAUGAAUUCGAUGUAUUUAUGGAUAAAGUAAACCGGCGGGUGAUAAUGGAUAUUCUUCUGGAUCACGCCAGAUUGCAUCCACAAAGUCAAUUUGCUUUCCUCACACCGUUGGAUACGUCACACAUUCUUGCUGAGGAUUACGUAACGAUUCACCAAUUGCAACCACCUGAAAGAAGAGGCCUGAGUUAGUAGAUAUUCGAAUAUUUAUUUAUUUUCUUUUUUUUCCUAGCAAUUCAUUAAUGUCUUCAUUUUUGUAAGAAAUAGGAAAAUAUUUUGAGUUUUAAUACAACAAAAGAAUUUGCGAAAAUGUUUUGUAGCGAUAAGCGAAAAUAAUUUAUUUGUGUUGUAUUUGUGUUGAAAGGAAAACUUCUUUAUAUGAUUAUGUAUCUUGUAUAUAUAAGACAUAAAAAUAGGAUUUAAAGUUAUACUAAAAUUUAUCUUCUAAGCUUUAGUCUUAUAUGAAAAUGAGAAUUAAACCUAUCUUUUUACACGGUAUACGGUAAAUGUUUUUUAAAAUAAUUUAAUGACUUAUUCAAAUUAUGUUAUGUAUUUGGAAUAUAAGCAACGAAUAAGCGAACGGUAAGUGCCUUCACGACUGUAUCACAUUGUAAAAUACAAUAGUGUACAGAUUUCGUUUUUUUAAUAUAAUAAAAUGUUAUAUCGAAUCGUCACAA